Molecule: messenger RNA, 652 nt
Organism: Armigeres subalbatus
Lineage: Eukaryota; Metazoa; Arthropoda; Insecta; Diptera; Culicidae
Product: M-phase phosphoprotein 6-like
Exons: 2
Coding region: 130-612 (160 amino acids)
Biological process (GO): maturation of 5.8S rRNA
Source: RefSeq, a predicted model, not a curated record
AUGUUACGCGAGAUUUUUGUUUUUGAUGUCAUUGUCACGCUUUUACAUUUUGGUUAAUUUAUUGCGAUUUUUUGGAAUUCAGAUACAUUUUUCCAUAGGUUUGCCAGUAAAUUUAGUAGUUUGACCAAAAUGAGUAAUAAAAUGAAUAAAGUGAAACUUUCGAAAGGUAUUUUGGAAAUGAAAUUUAUGACUCGAACCAGAGAAAAGCUUGAAAAGGAAAAGGAUGAUGCCGAAGGGAGGGCUCUAUACUCCAAUGAAUUCACCGACAAAAUGCUGCAUGAGUCAUCCAAAUAUAUAAUCGAAACCAGCUACGUCCCAUGCGAAGACCUGAUCGAAGGGCGAGUAAGUUAUGGCGGAAUGAACCCGGAAAUUGAGCGUCUCAUUGAGCUUGAGAAAAACAAAGAUUUGGCCGAGCAGAUUGAGCGAGAGCGGGCGGCCGAAGCCGAGAGACAAAAAAUGCGCAAGGAUGUUCCUGACGAGGAGAUGGCCCAGUUUUACACCAGCGUCAUGAAGUCGAUGAAGAAGAAGUACGAAAAGGGUGGCAAACGGCAAUCCAGUAUAUUGCCGCUCAACAUCAAAAGAAUGGAGAAGCCGAGGGAUGACGAUGAGUAGAGAAACGUUGGCCGAAUAAAACAAUAAUUAGGAACUACAA